Messenger RNA from Hippopotamus amphibius kiboko, 813 nucleotides. RefSeq names its product transmembrane protein 249 (gene CATSPERQ). The transcript has 7 exons. The record is from RefSeq and is a predicted model, not a curated record. Bases 1 to 813 code for a protein of 270 amino acids. Lineage: Eukaryota; Metazoa; Chordata; Mammalia; Artiodactyla; Hippopotamidae.
AUGGGAACCAGCCUAGAGGGCUACCUGGCGUCGCUCCCCUGCCUUCGCGUGAGAACUGCUCCUUCCUGGACCGCAGCCCUGGAGGCUUUAUUUUCCCAGGCCCCCAAGGGCCGGAUCAGCGCCCUGCCUACGACCUCCGGCGGCAGCCCCUUCCAGCUCUGGGCCCAAGGACUCUUCUGCACGGAGCGCAACCUGGCCAGGCGCCUCAAGAACAACAGUUUCUACCCCUUCACGCAGCAGCAGCCCAACGUCUUCGUGCUCGAGUACUACCUGGACACGCUGUGGAAGGGGGCGCUGCUCUUCCUCGUCUGCCUCGUGCUGGUCAGCGGCGGCCUCGUGAGUGAGGUGCAGAAGCAGCGGACGUGGGGCUUCCCCGCCUACGGCGCGGGCGUGGGCCUGUGGCUCCUGGUCUCGUCGCUGCCGCGGCGCCGCGUGGUGCUGGACCACGUGCGCGGCGUCUACCACUUCUCCAUCCAGGGCCGCACCGUGUGUCAGGGCCCCAUGCACCUGGUCUACGUGCGCCUGGCGCUCAGCUCCGACGCCCACGGAAGGUGCUUCUUCCAGCUGGUUCUCUGCGGCCACAAGCUGGAGCCGCUGGUGCUGGUGCAGCUGUCAGAGCGCUACGAGCAAAUGGAAUACCUGGGCCGUCAUAUUGCCCGGAAACUCAACAUUAACUACUUCGACUGCCUGGCCACGUCCUACCGGCACGUGGUCCGCCACUGGCCUCUGGGGGCCGCCUUCAGCCCCAGCAUCGUGCUGCGCAAGGCCGGGGUCCAUGACAAGUGGAACUCUCAGGCGGACCAGGACGUGUGA